Molecule: messenger RNA, 4911 nt
Organism: Helicoverpa armigera (cotton bollworm)
Lineage: Eukaryota; Metazoa; Arthropoda; Insecta; Lepidoptera; Noctuidae
Gene: Kdm3
Product: lysine-specific demethylase 3A-A
Exons: 10
Coding region: 911-3169 (752 amino acids)
Biological process (GO): regulation of transcription by RNA polymerase II
Cellular component (GO): chromatin; histone deacetylase complex
Molecular function (GO): histone H3K9 demethylase activity; transcription coregulator activity; chromatin DNA binding
Source: RefSeq, a predicted model, not a curated record
GCCGACGUUCGUUAUUGACAAGCACAGUAACACGAAGAUUAUUGUAAUUAUUUUUUUGAAAACUAAAAUAUAUCAGGAAGCAGCUAUUGAAAAUUUUUGCAUUAAACAAAGAAAAUAAUUAAACGGACACCGUUUUGGUAUCAUACAUACAUAGAUUUUGAAAAGGAUCCAUCAUGUCUGAUGUAAACAUUCCUCGCAAGUCUGUACGACUAGCCCUUCGGUCCUUCUGCUAGCGACUUCGUCCGCGUUGGAUUCGGACUUUGUGCAAAGAGAGGAAGAAAUAAUAAACACCAGCCUAUCCUAUUAGGUAUUUAAAUCUUGCCGUCCUACUAACCCAACAAGAUCCACAAUUAGUUAAAAUUAUUAUUCUUCUCAAAAUUGUUUCAAUCAUCACGACGUGCUUCUCAUUUCACUCGUCAGUGGCAGAAUCGUCGAUAUCGACAAUUUGCCAUAAAGAAAAAUAGAAUAGAAAUCAAUACUAACAUCCGGACAUCGAUAUAACAGUUUUGUAUAUCAUAUUAUGUAUGCUAGUUUUAAGGUAUUUAUCUAUGGGCCUUUGAGAAUAAAGAUGAUUUGAUUUGAUUUGAUAUAUAUGUACUACGUACUAGAUAGAACGUUCCGAACAUGUAGUAUACCUUCGUGAGAUGAACUGCAGACUAAACAAAGCCUAAAACAGCAAAUCAGAGCGAUUUUGACACCUGCGUCAGAUGGAUGUCUAAGACACGACAAUUGUAAAUUCAGAAAAUACAUAUCAAGAAAAAAAGGUGCAGUGCCACGAAAGGCUAGUGAUGAACCGAAGAGGAAGAAGCAGUCCGACUCGUUCCUACAAAACGGGCCGUGCUUCGAAGUAGCGCCGCGCCUGGCCAAGUGCCGGGAGUGCCGCUGGUCACCCGCGCAAACAGACAACGACAUGCCGAAUAUCUUGUGCCGGUUCUACGCUUUCCGAAGACUGAAGUACGCCAAAAACAGGCACCUGGCUAUCGCCGGCUUCUCGGAUCCUUACAAAGACGCCGAAGAGGAUGAUAAAAAGCUAUGGCUGUCAUCGUCAGCAGGUGCGGCCGAGUUAGAUAUCGAGAUGAGUUGCUUCCUACUGAGAGUGAUUGGAGACCAGUUCUGUGAACUGCUACAACAAGAGAAGGAGGCGGAAUCCUAUCACCUAAACGAUGAUAAGACGAUAGCAUGGAAACGUGUGGUUCAGGGGGUGAGAGAAAUGUGCGAUGUCUGUGAAACUACACUAUUCAACUUCCACUGGACGUGCGGCAAAUGUGGAUUCGUCGUGUGCUUAGAUUGUUAUAAGUCGCGGACAUCAGGCGGCGAAACUGCAACCCCUCCAACUGAGACCAACAACUCGUCAAACGCCAACAACACCAAUGGCGAGAGAGAUUCCUUUGGUUGGCUGACAUGCACAUCGGGCGGAGCUCACCCAGCAAGACGGCUUCUGCUGACCCAGAUAGCCGCUGGCGGAGCCCUACACGCGGCGGCGGCGCGGGCACAUGCCCUGCGCUCGGCCUUCGCCCUCCCGCCCUGCGCCUGCGGGACUGCGCCCCCCGCGGACCCAGAGACACGCGCGGCCGCGAGGCGGUUACUGCAUCGAGCGCUUAUGAACAAAGUUAAAAAGGAGGAAGUUAAAGAAGAGGCCGCAGCUGCCAACGGCUCGUCACCGGUCAAAUCUGAGAACGGCAAGACUGGUAGCCCAGUCGUCAGGCUUUUCGCCAUACCUCUCAAGAGAGAAGCUGAGGACGAGAAGUCCGAGUCCAGUUCAUCUGACUCCGAAGAUGGAGGGAACUUCUCAGCGUUACGGGAGUUACUCGUCCGAAAGGCGCCAGAGGGCGGUGACACGCCACCUAAAAAGAAACAAAAGAAAAGUACAAGCGACAUCCUCGAUGACGUCAUUUCUAGUGUUGUUGAUGAGAAGAAAGAUGUAGACGGUGAAGUGAAACCGUUUGCGUUGUCGAAUGUAGUGACGCGGUAUGAUAGGAGUGGGCGGAGUCGUGAGGAGCUGCCCAUUCGUAUCAUGACGCUGACGGAGUCGAAGCUGCUGUACCCCCACGUGCCGCACGCGUGGCUGUGCGACGGCAAGCUGCUGCACCUCACCGACCCCAUGCACCCCGGGAACUAUAAACCCUUCCAGGACCAGUGGAAACGCGGUCAACCAGUUCUAGUCUCAGACGUAUCAACCAUUCUCGAUAAAGACUUAUGGAGUCCAGAGAGUUUCUCUCGGGACUUCGGUAAAACGAGAGUUGAUUUGGUCAAUUGUGCGUCCGGUUUAGUGGUACCCAAUCAGUUGGGCAAGAAAUUCUGGGAUGGAUUCGAAUUAGUCGCCAAGAGGUUAGUUGACGAACGCGGGGCUCCAAUGGUGCUCAAACUAAAAGACUGGCCACCGGGCGAAGACUUUGCCAAAGUUCUCCCAGCGCGAUUCGACGAUCUCAUGCGUGCGUUACCAUUAAGUGAAUACACAUCUCGCACUGGGAAAUUAAAUCUAGUUGCGCAAUUACCCGAAUGUUUCGUCCGUCCUGAUCUCGGACCGAAGAUGUACACCGCGUAUGGAGGAGCGGGCGGUACCACUAAUCUUCAUUUGGAUGUCAGUGACGCUGUCAACGUGAUGGUUCACGCCAGCGCUCCGGCAGACGCAGCCGAGAGAGCACGCGAAGCAGCGCGUGCGGCUGAGGAGGCAGGAGUCGACGUGCUGUCGCGUCGCCGAGCACGCGUCAAGCCACCCGCAGCACUUUGGCACAUAUACGCCGCUAAAGAUGCGGAUAAAAUCCGUGAUUUCCUAGUCCGAGCUGAAUUAGAACGAGGAGCGCGACCGCGACCUCAACACAACCCCGUACACGACCAAACUUGGUACCUCGACGCUGCGCUUCGCCAACGCCUGUACCGGGAGUACGGAGUGGAGGGCUAUGCGAUACUGCAGUGCGCCGGAGACGCCGUCUUCAUCCCGGCCGGAGCGCCGCAUCAAGUGAGAAAUCUCCUCGACUGCAUCAAAGUGGCCGAGGACUUCGUGUCACCAGAGAACGUCUCGCGGUGUUUCGAGCUCGCGCAACAGUUUAGGCGGUUGUCUCGCAAGCACUCCAACAAAGAAGAUAAGCUACAGAUAAAGAAUAUUGUGUACCACGCGGUAAAACAUUCCCUGUGCUGCCUAGAGGAGGCGCUCGCCGAAGCCAAGUGAAGGCGGGCCGGCCUCCUGCAUUUGAUCUCAUUUUGCACCUCAUACCUAACAUUAAUUAUUAUUAUUAAUUGCUAAGUUUCGCAUUUAAACGUAAGAUAGCGAGCGAGUAUGAUAUAGGGCAUGCAAUUUCGGUAAAAUUAAAAUUACCGGUAAAAAUUCGGUAAUUUUGUAUUUAAAAAAAAUGUGAUAUUAUAACAAUAAGAUUGGGUAGUCUCAAAACCAAAAAUAAAUAAAUGUACAAGGUAUAAGGGUGUAAACAUUUUUUGUGACUGGGGCCGUAACAAAAAAAAACAUGUCAGUACCAUCCGUACGCAAUGUCGCCGACAAAAUGCAAGAGAAACGGCUGCGAUCGUACGGACAUGUAAAAAGGAGACCACCUGUUUACAUCGGCAAUGUGAUGUAUUCAAUCUUGACAUACCCGGUCAAAGGCGCAGGGUCAGGCCGGAACUGUGUUGGUUGAGUGUCGUAAUGAAUGACAUGAAUAUCUGCAAACGUGAAGAGGAAGAUGUCUUGCAUAGCGCGAAGUGGAAGAAGAUACGGAAAGUGGACCCCGUCACAAGACGGGAUGAACGCUAAGAAUUACCGUAAAAAAGAAAAACAUUUUUUUAAUUGAAGUGAAAGCCCUUUUUUAUGGUAAAUCAUCAAAUGACAGAGUCUUUCUGUCUAAAACCCAUGUUCCUACGUAGGCAUUUUAUGGACCAGGGUCGCGGUAACUCUUUCGAAGAAUCCCGCAGCCUCGGCAGGCCUUGGCCCUGCUGGGCCCCACUGGGUUUGCUGACAUCUCCUUGAGGAGCCCGUGGAACAACGCGCGCCGCCGACACGGGUAUUUGUCUAUGCAGAUGGAGGAACGAUGAGCCACCCGAACUCACCGCCCACAGACCGACGGCUACGGUGGCCGGUAGUCGUCUCUCGACACUCGGCGGUCGUGGUGUCUUCCUGGUCCACUACAGCGGCGUGGAUGAAAGGUGCGAACUCGCAUUCGCUCCGCCGUCUCCUUCUCGGGCAUGACUGCUUCGCAGAAGGAGGCGACGGCUUCCCAUUCCCUCUCGCUCCGGACCAUGGCUUGAACCAGGGCCGGACGCGAGAGGUCACCGCUGCCUAUUACCUCGACGACGACACGUCGGUACCCUUUCCAGGCAGUGUACACCUGGACUGUGUGCACCACCGUGUCCUCAGAGCUGUCCACAUAGUUGUGACGUAAAAGCCCUUGCUCAGUAAUGUCAUAAAGUAAGUAAAAUAAGCAUAAGCUACAUUUUAACCUAAUAUUAGCUGACAGCUCUGAGGAAAAUCAGAAUAACCGAAUGAAUAAAAUAGCUAUGUUUUUUUCAUAAAAACGUAAAAACCGGUAAGUUUACAUAUUAUUAUUUUAUCGGUAAUUUAAAAAUCGCGAUAAUGGGUUGUUUACCGGUAUUGCAUGCCCUAGUAUGAUACGCGCUGUUCGCCGUCCGUGUAUAAGUUGCCAUGUUAAGCGUCCGAGACGAUUGUGUACCAGUUAUGUGUGUAAGUGUACUCGAAAUGUGAUUUAGUAACAAACGUAUUCGCUCGAAGCAUUAUACAAUUGACUCGUCAUAUAGAUAAGUUUAUCCUAUAACCUACUAGAUUUCUCAAUUGGUUAUGUUACAAAAUGAUAGUUAAAAGAAGAUAGAAAAUGUAUUUUUGUCCUUAUUGCUGUAAGUAUUAGGAAGUUUUUUUGUACUGUGAAAUAAGGUUAUCAAGUUGGAAUAAAAAAAGAUGAUUAUAUG